AAAUUAUAUUUGGAAGGAUGUGGUUAUCAAAACCACAAAACAAGAUUUCCUUAGUUAAGAACAACUGGUAAGAAAAAAAAUUCAAUUCAGCCAAAAAGGACUUGUACGGUUACGAUAAUCAAUAUCGAAGAAGACUUUUAUUAAAUUCUAUCAAAAGUAAAAUGCCUUCACGCGGCUCGUAUCAACUUGCAAAUCAGGAAGAGCGUAAAAUAGCGCAAAGAGAUCAAUCUUUUAAAAAUUGUGUAGCUACGCUGUUUGUGUUUUUUAUUUUAUUCAUGGUCGUUCUUAUUGCAAAUUUAACAUGGAGAAAAUCUAACACUAAGGAUGAUGACAAAUAUGUAAUGGCAAGGCAAAAUGGCAAUGGACAAAAAGAAUUAGAAACUACAACUACAAUUACAAUCACAAUGGACAGAUCAGUCGAUAAUAUUACAGACAAAAAUAUACGUAAUAAUGAGCAGACAUCUCAUUACUUUGAUCGUUAUUUCGAAAACAAAACAACAACGCAAGAAUUUUUAGAAACAAAUACCUUAACAACUCUGUCAGAUUCUGUUAAUACUCUGAAUGAUGAUACAAAAUCAACAGAUUCACAAGAUCAAAUUAAUACAAUUGUUAACAAAGUACAGUCUACAGAACAACCAAACCGUUAUGACAAUAUUACUGGUGAAACCUUGUUUGAAUAUAAUGAAGUUACUGAAAACAAACAAAAUGAUAGUUCUACAAUGACUUCAAAAAUAAUGACAAAUGAUAAAACUGAAACUGAUAAUCAAAUAUCAACUUCUACUACUUUAACAGAGAAUGCAUUUUUUUCUAAUAAUUCCUCAUUUGAUCAAAUUAAUUCUACGAAUAAUACAAACGCUAUUACAGAAGAACCAAAUAAUAUAACAACCACAGUUUCAAUGCCCACUUUUUUCAAUCUAAAUGCAUCUGCACUUUCUACUGUAACAGAUAUUACUAAAAAUAAUGAUUCUUUUUUAACAAAUAAUAUUACUGAUCAACUUUUCACAACUACAACAGCUUAUAAAUCUACCGGAUUAACAACAAAAUUAACAGACUCUACACAAAUUACCUUUUCACAAAAGGAAAGUACUUCCACAGAGAAAACAGUAACAAUAGAAGAAUUUGUAACAAAAACAAAUGCACUUACGACAUCAAACAUAGAAUCAAACGUCAUUACAAAUAAUACUAUAUGUGAUUCAGGACAUUGUAAACAAAUAGCUGCUAGGAUAUUAUCCUAUAUGAAUCAUUCUGCUGAUCCAUGUGAGGAUUUUUAUGAAUAUGCUUGUGGUGGAAUGGUAGCAAAUCCACAAAUCAUAGAUUUAAGUUUGGCAGAUAAGGCAUAUCACAGAAUAGCUAAACAAAUGUUAAAGGAUGAUAAUGGAGAUGCAUCAUCUUUAUUUGCAAAAUACUACAAUAGCUGUAUACAAUAUGAAAAUAUAGAUAUAAAUGAAAGAAUAAUGAUAGCAAAUGAAGCAAUACAAAAAAUAGGAAAAUUUUAUUUGAGUAAUGAAAAUUUUGAAGAUCAUGAAAAUUUCACGAACUUGUAUGCUAAAUUAUUAAAAACAUACAGUCCUUUAUUAUUUGACGUGGCUCUGGAUCUUAAUGAAAACAACCCUGGCUAUUUUACUAUUAAAGUAGGACCUGUGCUUCAUAAAAAUCUAUUUGGUAAUAAGAACAUAGAUGAUUCUUGCUAUGCAAAAGAAACCGAGACACAAAAAGAAUUUGUUGAUCUUGAAAAUCUUUAUGAAAACUAUUUAACAUGCGAGCAAAAUAAUACAAGAUUUAUACAUUCUAUAAAGAAAGCUUUAAAGAUACUUGGAGUUUUUAAUGAUUCACAAAAUAUAGCUCAAGACGUGGAUACGACAGGAAUUUAUAUUGAUGACAUAGUAAAAGACUUCUCUUCUAUACUUCCACCUAAAAAUGAAAUUCGUAAAGCAUAUUUAAUGAAGAAUUAUACUGAAGUGUCAAUAGAUGAAUUAAAUAAUAAAACUACAUUUAUAAAUUGGUAUAAUCUAAUAUACUCAUUAACAUCUAAAAAAAUAAAUGAUACAAAAUUCCAAGUUUAUUUUUAUAAAGAAAUGAUACAAGGUUUACAAAAUUUAGAAAUCUUUUGGAAAAAACAACCUAAAGAAUUUCACAAUGCUGUUUUAGGUUUAUAUGCACACAAACUUUAUCAAGACUUAAUAAUAUCAAAACAUAAAGAUAUGGAACAACACUGUCUCAAAGUUAGUAUAAAUCUAUUAGAACCUGAAGCUUCUAAUUUAUAUAUGAUGUCACUAUCUGAUAAAGAGAAUAUAUUUAUGAAUCAUACGAUAAAAAUACUCUUCGAUGAACUUAAAAAAACUCUACAAUUUAAUAUACAAAAGAAAAGUUGGAUAAUGAAUGAACGUCAAGCAUUACUAUCAAAGUUAAAUGAUCUUAAGCUUUCUGUGCCAGAAGUUUCAUAUUUUGAAUAUGAAGAAAAAUAUAAGUUGAAUUUAUCUGACAAUUACUUGGAAAACUCUUUAAAUUUGAUGAGAAGAUAUAGAUCAUCAAUAUAUUCUGUAUCAUUGGAUCUAAACCUUGGUACACCAAAACAAAUUUGGACACACUAUGCUACACCUUUUCAAUCAGAAGGCAUUGCAAUUUAUAGUUUGAAUCUUAUUAUUAUACCUUUUGGUGCAAUAGAUUAUGGUGACAUGUUUAUGUCAAAUGACGAAAAUUCAUUUAAUUAUUUAACAUGGGCGACAAUUGGAAAUUUAAUAGCACGUCAGAUCUCUCAUCAUUUUGAUGCAAAUGGUAUGUACUAUUGGAAUCAAACUCGACAUACUAAUUAUCCUCUGUUAAACAAUUAUGAAAAAACAAUGUUUAAAGACUAUUUAACUUGUCACGAAGAUAAUUAUUCUGAAGGGAAAAAGAAUAUCACACUGCCACAUACUUCUCAGACAAUAUCUUAUAAGAUUUCAGAAUUGACAUUAAAUGAACGUCUAUCCGAAAUCAUGGGACUUAGAUUAACAUAUGAUACUUUUAACAGACUACAACCGUUUUCAUAUAGUUAUCUUCCAUGGCUAAAACCAAACAUAAAUCAAUCAUUCUACCUUAUUUAUGCUCAGAUGUAUUGUACGAAAUCGUUAUUGACGACAUCUUAUAUCUCUCUCCAUGAAAACGAAGAAUUACCUAGCCGUAUCCGUGUCUUCAUUUCUGCAUCUAACAAUAACUUACUAGGCAAAGCAUGGAAUUGUUCUGAAGGAUCACAAAUUGUCCCCAGUAGUACUUGUGAUAUUUUUCCAGAUCUCGUAUUAAAAGAUUUAGAUAUCUAUUCAAAAUAAUCGUAACACAAAGAAAACUUAGCCUUUAAAGUAUUCAUAAAAUAUGAAUAACAAUCUUUUGCAUUUAUUCUCAGGAACAAAAUUUGUUUUCAAAACAUUCAUUCAUACGCUCAUAACAGUUAAAACGUACGUGCACACAUCCAGUCCUAUUUUGCUAAGCUUACAAAUUCAUUCGUACGCUUCUGAACGACUAGAAAGUUGUAUAGUUUAAUAAAUUAACCGUUAAUUUGGUUAA
Messenger RNA from Polistes canadensis, 3540 nucleotides. RefSeq names its product neprilysin-2-like. Gene Ontology annotation, biological process: protein processing. Gene Ontology annotation, cellular component: plasma membrane. The record is from RefSeq and is a predicted model, not a curated record. Lineage: Eukaryota; Metazoa; Arthropoda; Insecta; Hymenoptera; Vespidae. The transcript is spliced from 16 exons. Gene Ontology annotation, molecular function: metalloendopeptidase activity. Bases 162 to 3305 code for a protein of 1047 amino acids.